AAAGCCGGCGCCGUCCGUGAGCGCGCAACGCGGAGCAGCUCGCCGUUAGUGAAAAAUACAUAUCACGCCAACGCCGGAGCAGCCGCGCUGGACGCUCGCCGCUCCGCCGCGCUCAAAAGCCCUGCCCAACACACUGCUGCCAAAAAAUAGCACGCCAGCCGCCGCGCAAAAUAGCACGCAACACACGUAGCGCAAAGGAGAAUGGGCGCCGCAACGUCAAAAGACGAGGACCUCGAGUCCGACUCCUUCUCCGAGGUCGACGGCGACGACUGCGGCGACGAGGACCUCAUGCCGCGCAACGAGGAGCUCGAGGAGGCCAUCCUCAGCGAGUUCGUCGAAGCUUUGAUUGACGUCGCGCCGCCGACGUGGCCGCCGCCCUCAUGAGAUUUCUUGUCAUUAGCGCCGUCGCGGCGCUCGCGCCGUCGGAGCUCGGCCCGGCGCUUCACAAGGUCGGCUUACAGGAGGAGGCGGCUGCGUUACUACUCGACGCCGCCCCGGGCUGCGAAUUAACUCCAGACGACGCCGCGCGCAAAUUAUCUUCCCAAAUCCGCUCGCAAGCGGCACGCCGCGACCGCCACGACGCGGUCUGCCGCCGCGUCGCCGCGGCCUGCCGCGCACUACAUAGCGACGUGCGCCGCGACGCGCCCUUGUGGCGCCUCGGCCUCGACCUGAAGGGCCCCGGCCGCCGCGCCGUCGACGUCUCCAUCUGCGUUGAUGACGAGUGGUCCUUCGUCGAAGUGACGGUCCGGGCCUUCGCCGGCGACGUUUCUGUAGCCGAAGCGGCUAUCGACGAGAAGCGCGCGAAGUACGCUGAUUUACAGAGGGUUCACGUGCUCGCGCUCGACGCGGUCACGGGCCGCGCGUAUGAUGAUGUCUUUGCUGAUCUCGAGGCCGCGGGCUUGGUUGAUGACGGUGAUGAACUGGCCGACGCCUGUGCGGCCGCCGUCGUUACGCGUUGCGCUGCGCCGUUGCUGCCGCGGAAACGGCGGCGGAAGCCGGUACCGAUAACUGUAGAGCCGGGCCUGCCGCGGCCGAGGACUCGGCGCGAGCGGCGGGCGGCGCGCGCUGGCGGCGAAGGGUAAGGUAACUUAGAC
Messenger RNA from Pelagomonas calceolata, 1094 nucleotides. NCBI's taxonomy places the organism in Eukaryota, Pelagophyceae, Pelagomonadales, Pelagomonadaceae. The record is from the annotation of a GenBank genome assembly.